This is a messenger RNA of Saccostrea cuccullata (small rock oyster), 819 nucleotides long. Its product is annotated as G-protein coupled receptor dmsr-1-like. The record is from RefSeq and is a predicted model, not a curated record. Gene Ontology annotation, cellular component: plasma membrane. Gene Ontology annotation, molecular function: G protein-coupled peptide receptor activity. The transcript has a single exon. Gene Ontology annotation, biological process: G protein-coupled receptor signaling pathway. Lineage: Eukaryota; Metazoa; Mollusca; Bivalvia; Ostreida; Ostreidae. The coding region runs from base 1 to 819 and encodes 272 amino acids.
AUGUUAAUGUACAUUCCACAGGUUCUUCUCUUCCAUAUAACUUACACAGAUAUGCCAAUCUCCCAGUAUUUUUCGUACAACAGAGUUGCUUACAGUCUCAUAGCGUCCAAGAUAACCCUAGCCUCUCAUAAUGCCAGUGUCUGGCUUGGAGUUUCCUUAACUGUUUAUCGGUUUAUCCAGACCAGGAACAGACAUCAUAUCCCACGUGCCACGCGCAACAUACAGACUGUUGCAGUAGUUUCUAUUGCUCUUCUGAUCUCCGUUGCUUCAUCGCUACCAAAUUCUCUCACUAACAACUUCGAGGAAUAUACUUUAGCCAACAAUGAGACUAUCUACAUCAUAAAUGCUCCUAUGCUUGCCAACAGCGGUUCUCGUAACAUUGUGGACACUAACGUCUUGUUGUAUGCCAUCGUUGGGAAGCUACUUCCCUGUAUACUAAUGUCAAUGUUUGUUGGGGCGCUGGUACACUCUUUACUGAAAAGAAGCAGGCAAUUUUCGUUUGCAUCAAAUAAAAGGUCGGUCAUGAUCGGGAGAACCAACAAGCUUCUGUACGCCAUCGUUGCUCUCUUUUUGAUCACAGAACUCCCUCAAGGAACACUGGUUUUGAUGUGCGUCUUUAUCUCCGGUUUGUACGAAAACGUGUACAUUCCGCUAGGAGACUUCUUUGAUGCUAUUGCUUUACUUAACUGUGUGAUUAAUUUUGCCUUGUAUUGUAUAAUGAGCAGUAAAUUUCGAUCUACAUUUAAGAGACUUUGUCUGAGAUAUCUAUACUGCAAAAGUCCAAAUAGAUCUCCUAUGGAUCAUGUCUCACUUCGAUAA